ACAGACAUUCACCUUUGUGUCACAUUCGGGUUAGUCUGACCUCCUGCAUUGGAGCAGGACAUAUCAUAUUUUUUGCUGGAAUAGAUGCCACAGAAAACAAGGCUGGUUGUGUAGCUGGAGCAGCUCUUUUGCAGUAUUUCCUGAUGGCCUCCUGUUGCUGGAUGCUUGUCGAGGGCAUUUAUAUCUACUUAUUUGUUGUAAAGGUGUACAACAUUACCGAUAAAAUUUAUCUUUAUCAUGGCUUUUUCUGGGGUAAGGUGCACUACCAGUCACAGAUGGGAUUGGACCUAAAAAAUUAAUUUACUUAGCAGGAUAUCUUGAUUCUGAUUGGCUUAAAACCAAUGCAGAAGUAGGUAUUAGAGUUAAAAUAGAGGUUAUAAGAGUGAAAAGAUAGUUGCCAUGAAAACAUUGAGAGAACUCUAAAUUUGAAAAGACUUUCUUGUAAUGGCCAUAUCUUUUACGUCUUCAAAUGAAUACGCGCGCUGUUUGAAAAUCAUUGGAUUGUCUUGAUUAGUAACUAAAGAAGGCGUAUAGUAUUUUUGGAGCUGGUUAGACUUGGGUUUUAUGCAGAAUGUCACCGGCGUUGAUCUUAAUUGACAAAAAAAGAAGCAAUUUUGUAAUUAGAUGCGUUUUAGUAACGUUAUACCCACAAACAAAAGGUUUCGAGGAUGAACAAUAUAAAAAGUCACAUUGAAAAUUCAUAUUUUCGCAGAUAACAAAAAGGCGUCGGUUUAUUGAAAUCCUCAACUUGUACAGUCAUUAGCUUAGGCGGAUGUAAUAGCCCUAGAUCUCGAUUAUUCUUGCUGUCUUGUCCUACAUAAACCAGUAGCUUUUAAUUACUGAUUUAAAAUGGCGUUUUCUAUUGUUUGUUUUGCUUCAGGACUUCCUACAAUCAUAGUUACUACAUCUCUAGGUAUUGCCGCAGGAAAAGAUGGAAUAGAAACUUAUGUCACCGAUAAAAAGUGAAGUUUGAAUGUUUUCUAAUUUUAUCAACCGUUUAAAAGUAGAGAGAGCCUGGAAAUGUGAACCUAAAAUAGACAAGGGGCGAGGGUGUCAAUUUCCCCUUUACCUGCCUCCUGAUAUUGGUAAAUCAUUAUCAAGGACUCAGGGAAGACAAGAACGGGUACUAAUUUUUACGAAACUUGAUACCAGCAGCCCCCCCUCCCUGGCCUUCUAAAAUGGCCUUUACCCCACCCUUUUCACUAGGUACCUCCUUCUUUCAAACUGUGGAUCAGUCUCUUCGUGUGCUAGACCAGGAAGCUAUUUAAGUUAUCAUCCAGAAUGAUGUUUUUCGUAAUUUUGCAAAGUAAUAUAAAGGCAUCGUGCUGCCCCAUCCUUUGGGUUUUGAUUUCACAUUCUGACAUGAAAUAUCCCCUAAUUCUUUUAUUUAAACGGACAAAACGAAAUUGAAAGCUAGACCUGUGCACUUUAUUGUUUUGAUUAUAAGAUGCUGGAUGUCCUCCUCUAACAAUAUCAUCUGGAUAUUUGUUUCCUUUGUUGGACUAAUCACAAUUAUUAACAUGGUAAUCCUUGUGCGAGUUAUCAAGGAAAUGACAACAAUCCAAGAGGUGAAGGAUAACCAGACUGAACAGAUCAGGCUAGGCAUUCGUGCAUGUGUCGUGUUAGCUCCGUUGUUGGGUGUCACGUGGCUCAUUGGCUUCCUUUUGCCACUACACAUCGCCUUCUCCUACAUUUUUGUAAUCCUUAACUCUACUCAGGGAUUCUCUAUUUUCUUUUUCCACUGCUUGAGAAACAGUGAGAUAAAAGAGCGUUUCAAAAGAAGAUUCCAAAGAAUCCACCCAAGUGCAUUAAACCAUGGGCAAGCUGACAACACAAAGAACUCACAAACCCAUCAGAGUCACGCUAACGCUGGGAUUCCUCAGGAGGAUCGAGAGUAGACUUUGAACUUCUAUCUUCGUCUUGAAUUGGGAAAAUACUGUAUGCAUUUAUAACCAGCUUCACUAAUGUUGCUUAAGCUGUAGCUUAAGAGCUCUGUCGCAAAUUGAAACUGCAUUUAUGCUUUUUUGCCCAGCUUCUGGGUAACCUCCUUAACCACGGAUUUAGGUCAUAUGAUCAAGUGGAAUCAUUUCUUAGAAUUAAAUUGUCAGAGAAGAACGGUUUAAAAUAUCUCCUGAUUAAUCAUUUAAUCUGUAAUCAGUCAGUUUCCGUUUGAAUCAAUCUUGGGGCAACUGAUAUUGAUAGUAAGAAAAAAAGUUUGCGGUAUACUUCAAAUAAAGACAUAAUGAAAACUUUACUAGACUAAAA
This is a messenger RNA of Stylophora pistillata, 2265 nucleotides long. RefSeq names its product adhesion G protein-coupled receptor D1. Lineage: Eukaryota; Metazoa; Cnidaria; Anthozoa; Scleractinia; Pocilloporidae. Gene Ontology annotation, molecular function: G protein-coupled receptor activity. Gene Ontology annotation, cellular component: plasma membrane. The record is from RefSeq and is a predicted model, not a curated record. Gene Ontology annotation, biological process: G protein-coupled receptor signaling pathway; cell surface receptor signaling pathway.